AAAUGAGAGAGAAGGAAGGAGGAGUGGUAAUUUCCCGAAUCUCAUUCUCCUCAGACUUCUAAUCCCACGCCUCCGACCAACCCUCCUCCGCCUCCCUCCCGUAUUCUAGGGUUUCGUUUCCAUUUCUCCCAUGGCGGUUCUCCGGUCCACUCUUCCUCAACCCUUUUAGUACACUCCUCCACCACGCUUCACUCCCCCCUUUGCGCCUGAGUUUUUGUUUCUUCCCUUCUGUGAAUUCAUAAGAUUGAUUUCUGUUUGUUUGGAUGCCUAAGAUUCUUGAAGAUGGAUCUGAUGAAGACGAGGUCAAGAUCCGUAGGAUUUAUAUCUUCUGGGAGUAUUUAGCCAAUCCUGCUGGUUCCAUUGCGCCAAUGAAACGUCCGGUCCGUCCUCUCAUUAGCAUUCUCUUGUUAAUUGCAUUCGCGGCAACCUUAAGCUUCCGGAUUGCUGUUCGCUCGAGCUCAAUGUUCAGUUCGGAGGCUGAGGUGCUGGUCCAGCCACCGCCACCGCCACCGCCACCGCCACCGCCAGUGUUCAACUCUACUCUGCUCAAAUUCGCCGCUGUUGAGUUGGGGGAAGCCAAGUCCAAGCAAGAAAUUGAGCAGCUACUAGAAGGGAAAUUUGCUAGUCGGGGGCGGUACAGGACUUUCGCGUCGUGGAGAAGGUUCAAUCACCAUGAGACUGGAGCGACGACCUCUACAGGAUUACCGGUAAUUCUCAGGUCCCCACAGGUUUAUCGAUAUUGGUUAGAUUUUAGGAGGAACUUGCAGGAUUGGGCCAGGAAGAAGAUGUUUCAACCUGAUAUUAUGAUGGAUUUGGUUAGAUUAGUGAAGCAUCCUCUGGAUAGGCAUAAUGGUUUGGUCAGUUCUGAUAAAAAAUACAAGUCUUGUGCGGUUGUGGGGAACAGUGGUAUCUUGUUGAAUACUAAUUAUGGGGAGUUGAUUGAUAGCCAUGAGGUGGUGAUUAGAUUGAACAAUGCAAGGACUGGUGUCAUGUAUGAGCACAAGGUGGGCGCUAAAACUAGUAUUUCCUUUGUAAAUAGCAAUAUCUUGCAUCUCUGUGCUAGAAGGGCUGGGUGUUUUUGCCACCCUUAUGGAGCAAAUGUACCCAUCGUCAUGUAUGUUUGUCAGCCAAUCCAUUUCUUGGACUAUAUGAUGUGCAAUUCAUCUCACAAGGCACCUUUGCUGAUCACAGAUCCACGCUUUGAUAUUCUGUGUACUCGCAUCGUGAAGUAUUACUCAGCAAAACGGUUUGUGGAGGAGACAGGGAAGCCAUUGGAUGAAUGGGGCUCUACCCAUGAAGGUUCUAUGUUUCAUUAUUCCUCUGGAAUGCAGGCUGUUAUGCUUGCUUUGGGAAUAUGUGAUGAGGUUAGUCUAUUUGGGUUUGGCAAAUCAACUUCUGCUAAGCAUCAUUACCAUACUAAUCAGAAGGCUGAGCUUCGGCUGCAUGACUAUGAGGCGGAAUAUGCAUUGUAUCAUGAUUUGGUGGAGUCUCCUCAGGCAAUACCAUUCAUUCCAGACAAGUUCAGGUUUCCUCCUGUGGUAAUUUAUCAAUGAUUUCAGUUUAAACUUUUGUUUCGGCUUGUCAAGUUUGAUAUCUUAGUAUUUUCAUGUUGUAAUGUGGUAGUCUUCCACUAGACAGUUUAAAACAAAACACGGUGACUGAAGAUAUCUUGUUUUCUAUUCUGCCCCUGUACUAUCAAAGGUAGUUUAGGGUGAUUACAAAAUGUAAAGUUGGAAACUGGGAAUGCCAUUGAAAUUGGAUUUUC
Molecule: messenger RNA, 1765 nt
Organism: Rubroshorea leprosula
Lineage: Eukaryota; Viridiplantae; Streptophyta; Magnoliopsida; Malvales; Dipterocarpaceae
Source: the annotation of a GenBank genome assembly